GUUCCUGAAUGUUGAUUACAAGCUGAAUGAUGAUUACAAGCUCUCUGUUUAACAAAAAUCUUUCCUUUUGUCCUCGUAAACUCGGAUCCAAAUCUAAUUUUUCUCAUUUUCACUCUGGUUUCUCUCUCUCAAGUUUUCUCUUCAUUCACAGGGAACUCAAGUGAGGAUCAUCGUGGAAUUAGUGACUCAGAAAUUGGACAGGCAGCUGGGAAAUGGAUCGCAAAGGGUGUUCAGAAGUAGAAGUAGCUUCCCUACCUGGAGUUAUAACUGGCGGUGAUAUUACUAACUUCAAUACUUGUCUAAAGUUGAAUAAUGAUAUUACUGGAAUUGUUGGUAACCCUAGUUUCAUUAGGAUUGAUAAUGAUAUUAUAGUUAGUGAGAUACUAAGCAGACUCCCUGUGAAAUCACUUAUGCGGUUUAAGUGCGUGAGCAAACAUUGGUUGUAUCUGAUUGAAGAAGACUCGUACUUUAUUGAUUUACAUCUCACUCGAUCAAAAGCACGCCCAUCUCUUGUUUAUGUGAUUCCGCUGCUUUCGGUCAAGGAUCAAGAAUACACAGAGAUCAGAUAUAUGGGACAUGAUGAGGUUUUCUUGACAGCAGAUUUAUCUCUUGGAGGCAUAAUAGGCAGAGCAGGCAUCCACACCAUGAGGAAAACAAAUAUGUUCUGCUGUGAUUUUAUUUUAAGACCCAUAAAUGGCUUGAUGUGUUUUGUCGAUGAUCACAGGCAUGCUGUUUGCAUAUACAAUAUAAGCACGAGAGAAGCAUCACCCUGGAUUCAAUCAACAUUAUUACUAGAAGAAAACGAAAACCAUCCUGAAUUUAACACUCAGGAUCCCCAGGUUACAUCUUAUAUAUUUGGAUAUGAUCCUACCACCAGGGAGCACAAAGUGUUAUGCAUGUGGUAUAUAUUUGUAGGAGAAGUCCCCAAUUGUCUAGAAGAAGAUGGUGAUGACGAUUUUGAAGUUAUUGAAGCUUGCGAGAUCUUAACUUUAGGCGAUGGUUCUUGGAGAAGGAUACCUGAAGUGCCACCUUAUCUUCAUGAUAAUUUGCCUUGUGCGUAUGUGAAUGGUUCUAUGUAUUGGUGCACUGACAUGUUUAUCAAUAAUCAUCCAAUAUGAGUACGGUCAGUUAUUAGCCUUAGCUCAUCCUCGAAGGGACCCAUCAGUUAAACAGAUAUGAGCUACUCUAGAAAGAAUCAAUAAUCAUUUCUAGCUCGAUGGUAUGAACUGUCACCAUGUACAGCAACCAUCCUUAUCAGAUGAUAUGAAUUGGAAAUCAGCAAUCAUAUCUGCACUAGGUAGUAUGAACACUCAAUACUGCAACUACCUCUUACCAACGAUACAUACUUCCAAGGUUGCAACCAUCUCCAACUAGAUGGUAUGAACUGCCAAGUAGUAACCAGCUCCUUUCCGACGAUAUGAACAACCUCACACGGUUGUUCCGAACCGCAAAACGGCUGGCAACGUACCCUCCUCCAUAACUUGAAAAGGAUCAAGCACGACCGUAGUUCGUCAUCUUAAUUUAGAUAGUAUGAACUACUCACAGUAUUCCACUUACAGUGUAUAUAGUGAAAUACGAGUAAGCCAAAAGUACUCAAAAUGUCAUACACUACAAUGCUUAAAUGAUAACAGGAUCAUAUCCAACAGUAUUAUAAGGGUUCGCAGUAUUGUUAAUAAUCUUACAAGAAUCCCGAAACUCCAUGCACAAUAUUUUAGGUAACAGGAAAGUAGCUUGAGUAAAAUCUAAACAUAUAUACCAAUUCGAUGUCUCUGUAAAUUUGUUUGGUAUUUGUGUUUUGAGAAUCUAGGAUUCAAUUUAGAUUUGCGUUUUUG
This is a messenger RNA of Papaver somniferum (opium poppy), 1832 nucleotides long. Its product is annotated as putative F-box protein At5g62660. The record is from RefSeq and is a predicted model, not a curated record. Bases 213 to 1118 code for a protein of 301 amino acids. NCBI's taxonomy places the organism in Eukaryota, Viridiplantae, Streptophyta, Magnoliopsida, Ranunculales, Papaveraceae. Gene Ontology annotation, molecular function: protein binding. The transcript is spliced from 2 exons.